Molecule: messenger RNA, 2382 nt
Organism: Dicentrarchus labrax (European seabass)
Lineage: Eukaryota; Metazoa; Chordata; Actinopteri; Moronidae
Gene: agtr1b
Product: angiotensin II receptor, type 1b
Exons: 2
Coding region: 402-1493 (363 amino acids)
Biological process (GO): G protein-coupled receptor signaling pathway; immune response; regulation of vasoconstriction
Cellular component (GO): membrane
Molecular function (GO): angiotensin type II receptor activity
Source: RefSeq, a predicted model, not a curated record
GACUGUUGGCCACAGAAAGAGAUGGGCUAGGACAAUACGUAGCUGGCUGGCUCCAAUAUAAUUCAUUCAUCAUUGUAGUGUGUGUGUGUGUGUGUGUGUGUGUGUGUGUGUGUGGAGAGUAGUAGGGGUGGGGGGUGUGUGUUAGUGUGUUUGUGUGUCAGACGGUAUUCCUGCUCGUCUCGCUCCACCAGUUAAGUUAAAUCAGAGGCAGUCACUGGCACACUGCGGUGGUCUCUCUAUGUCUCUGUCUGUCCUGCUCUGAAAGCAUCAACAGCCUCCUGGUUCAGCACCACAGGACUCGCUGAGGCCCUCGCCCAAGGCCUGUAUCAGUCACCACAGACGCACCCCGCCGACAGGGCCCCCUGUUUAAAAGUCCCAGGAACUGGCACUAAAAAGGGAAAAUGCAGAAUAUAACGGCAGGAGCGACAGAAGGGAUAGCUCUGACAUGCGGCAUGUCUGGAAGCCAUGAAUUCAUCUUCACCCUGGUACCCAUCGUCUACGGCUGUAUCUUUGUCAUCGGCAUUGUCGGAAACAGUAUGGUAGUGGCUGUCAUCUACUGCUACAUGAAGCUCAAGACUGUGGCCAACAUCUUUGUGCUCAAUCUUGCUGUUUCUGACCUUACCUUUCUUAUUACUCUACCCAUGUGGGCCACCUUCACCGCCACAGGCUAUCACUGGCCCUUUGGAGGAUUCCUGUGCAAAGCCAGUGCAGGGCUGGUGAUUUUUAACCUUUACACCAGCAUCUUCUUCCUGACAGCACUCAGCAUCGACCGUUACCUUGCCAUCGUCCACCCAGUAAGAUCGCGCAGGUUCCGCACUGUGGUGUACGCACGCAUCACCUGUGUAGUGAUCUGGCUCUUUGCCUUUGUGCUUAGUGUGCCCACAGCACUGACCAGGGAUGUCCACAACAUCACAAACUCUAACACUACAGUGUGUGGCAUUCUGCACCCAAACAUCGAAAAUGCCAUGAGAUUGAAGGAGCUCCUGCUGGCCAUCAGCUUCAUGAAAAGCCUGCUGGGCUUCCUGGUGCCCUUCGUCAUCAUCAUCACCUGUUACUGCCUCAUUGGACAGGCACUGGUGGGGGCGAGACACAUCCAGAAAAGCACCCGUUCCAGGGAUGACGAAGUACUGCGCAUGCUUGCAGCAGCUGUCCUUGCCUUCUUCUUGUGCUGGGUGCCCCAUCAGGUGUUCCACUUAAUGCAGUUGCACACCCAGCUGACAGUGGUGGAGGACUGUGCCAUCCUGGAAAUCAUUGACACCGCCAUGCCCUUCACCAUCUGCAUUGCCUACUUCAACAGCUGCGUUAACCCAAUUGUAUACGGCUUUGUGGGACGCAGCUUUCGCAAAAACUUACUGCGUCUCUUGCGUUGCUCACCAGGUGGAGCGACAGGGCCUCACCCGAGCAUCAGCUCCAAGAUGAGCGCCCUCUCUUUUCGUGCCUCUGAGGCCUUGAGCCUCACAGCCAAAAGUAAGGCCUCCACCGAAAUUAAGUGAGGAAAGUAAUAAAGAAAAAGGGUACAAGUUCACUCGCCCCGCUCUUUUGGUCUGCGGUUAAGGGGCCGGGGAUGGCAGACAUUCCAUGCUUUUAAAACCCCCACUGUAUUAUCAAGCACUGAACCAUGCAGAAUGGUUGAAAUGUUGUAUUCAUGUCUCUCUGUAAGUAAGUCCAAGAGAAAUUUGCUACCUUUUGCAAGGCUUAUCUGCAGAAUUAUUAUUCAUAAUCCAUCACAUGUCACACAACAAUUUAAAAAAAAAUGCAUCAGUGGUGAAUUGCCCAGCUAAAAAAGACUAUCGUAUCCAGUUAUUUAUAUAACAUAUGCAUGUACUGCAGGAUUUUGUUGCCAUUGUGACUUCAGGAUACAGUGCAGUAAUAUAUUGUCCAGUGAUAACCAUUCUGUGUGCACAGCAGGUCUUUCACCAGUUGGAACAGUGAUCAAGUGCUUAUCAAAGAUGCCAUAGCUAAAAAAGGAAAAAAAGAAAUAUAUAUAUAUAUAUAAGCCACCCAUGCAUACUCUGCCAGCAGCUGUAUAUAUGGCACAAUUGAUGUGAUGAAAAUGUAGAUCAUUUAAUAACAAUAUUUGACUAUGAUAACUUGUACCUGUAUGCUAUAUGUGAUAAUAUCAAAUGAUGUGCUCUUUGUAAUGUAUAAUAAGUGUUAGGAUAAUAAGGUUGAAAUGCUGAAAUGCCUAUUCUGGGAGUAACAUGUAUGUAUAAAUAAGAGUGCUACACGAACACUCCAGGUAGAGUGAUCAUUGUCAGUAUCUGUGGUGGUUGUCUUUGUGGUAUUUAAACAUGUUCAUAGAUUUGUUUUCCUACUCUGUAAGUGUACAGUUUGUGAAUAUAUAAAAAUGUGAAUAAAAUGGAAAAAAUCCACAGUCCUAAA